This is a messenger RNA of Physeter macrocephalus (sperm whale), 405 nucleotides long. It is a transcript of the gene DAPL1, whose product is annotated as death associated protein like 1. Lineage: Eukaryota; Metazoa; Chordata; Mammalia; Artiodactyla; Physeteridae. Gene Ontology annotation, molecular function: death domain binding. Gene Ontology annotation, biological process: apoptotic signaling pathway; cellular response to amino acid starvation; negative regulation of autophagy. Bases 1 to 324 code for a protein of 107 amino acids. The record is from RefSeq and is a predicted model, not a curated record. The transcript is spliced from 4 exons.
AUGGCAAGUGAAGUGCAAGUCCAGCUCUCCGCACUGAAAGGGGGGCAUCCUCCUGCAGUAAAAGCUGGAGGAAAGCGAAUUUCCAAAAAACAAGAAAUUGGCAUCUUGGAGAGACACACCAAGAAAACGGGAUUAGAGAAAACAAGUGCCGUUGCAAAUGCUGCCAAAAUACAGACGGUGGACGCCCUGAACGAUACGCUGGAGAAGCUCAGCCAUAAAUUUCCAGCAAUAAUGCACAUGGCACAUCAAAAACCCAGACCUGCUCUGGAGAAGGUCACUCCACUGAAAAGGAUCUACAUUAUUCAGCAGCCUCGAAAAUGUUAAGCUGGGAUGUAAAACACAGCCGUCUAGCCAACUGCCUCUAAUAUCUGAGAGCUUAGCAAAAAGGACCAACUUUCCACAGGC